Messenger RNA from Grosmannia clavigera kw1407, 534 nucleotides. RefSeq lists its product as uncharacterized. NCBI's taxonomy places the organism in Eukaryota, Fungi, Ascomycota, Sordariomycetes, Ophiostomatales, Ophiostomataceae. Bases 1 to 534 code for a protein of 177 amino acids. The record is from RefSeq and is a predicted model, not a curated record. The transcript has 2 exons.
AUGCGGCUCACAGGCACCGAGUCGACUGGCUGGGAGCAGACAUUAGAUGAAUACAUCAAGGCACUACAGCAUCAUGACUACAUGGAAAAGCGCAGCACAUCGGCCCGCGACCCCUUCUUGGCCACGGGAGAAUAUGCCAUUGACAACUAUGUGCUAAAGAGCUACAUCGGUGAUAAGUUUGAUAAAUACCCUAAACUUGAGACCAGUGUCUCGCUUAGGGCCUGGGAAGACGUCAAGUCAAAGGGUUGUGAGUCCAUCUGCGGCACUCGCUACGAUAACAUACAGAAAACCUGGUGGAGCAAGUUCAAAGAGCGCAUCAUCCUCGCGGCUGUUGGAGGCGCCUUUCUCAUCGGACCAAUGUGGAUAAUGGUGUUGUUGAGCGGGCCCUUCAGCUCGCUCAUUUGUACGACCGCUUGUGUGGCAGGCUUUGGUAUCUUGAUAUCCUACUACCUUGAAGACGGAAAGGACGUUCUGGGCAGUACUGCAGCAUAUGCAGCUGUUCUUAUAGUGUUUGUAGGGACAAGUUCUUCAUGA